Molecule: messenger RNA, 198 nt
Organism: Dentiscutata erythropus
Lineage: Eukaryota; Fungi; Glomeromycota; Glomeromycetes; Diversisporales; Gigasporaceae
Source: the annotation of a GenBank genome assembly
AUGCUCGGUAGAGAGAUGAAGUGGAUAUUGAUUUGGCAUGGUUCUAAGGCAUCUACUGAGGGGCAAAUUACACACACUCGAGAUACUUUGACAAGAGGAAUUCGUCCUCUUAUUUAUAACAAAUUUAUAGGACAAGAAAAAGAACAAAAUCGAAAGUUCUCAUUUUCUCUUGUCAUUAUACACCCUUUUCUGGUCUAA